GUUCCAGUUAGAUGUUCCUCUCUGGGUCUCCAGGUGCAUGGCCAUCAAACUGGAACAUCAGCUCUCCGGCCCUCAAACUGCAACUGGAAUAUCAGCUCAACAUCAACUCCUCUCCAGGUCUGCGGCUGCAAGACCCUCAAAUAGGAAAAUCAGUUCCUCGCCGGGUCUGUGGCUGCAAGACCGUCAAACCAGAACAUCAGCUCCUCCCCGGGUCCACGGCUGCAAGACCCUCAAACCAGAACAUCAGCUCUUCCCCGGGUCUGCGGCUGCAAGAGCCUCAAACCGGAAUAUCAGCUCCUCCCCGAGUCCGCGGCUGCAAGAGCCUUGAACCGGAACAUCAGCGCCUCCCUGAGUCCACGGCUGCGAGACCCUCAAACCGGAACAUCAGCUCCUCCCCGGGUCCGCGGCUGCGAGAACCUCAAACCGGAACAUCAGCUCCUCCCCGGGUCCGCGGCUGCGAGACCCUCAAACUGGAACAUCAGCUCCUCCCUGGGUCCGUGGCGGCAAGACACCCAAACCGGAACAUCAGCUCCUCCCCGGGUCUGCGGCUGCAAGACCCCCAAAGUGAAACAUCAGCUGCUCCCCGGGUCUGCGGCUGCAAGACCCCCAAAGCGAAACAUCAGCUGCUCCCCGGGUCUGCGGCUGCAAGAGCCCCCCAAACCGGAACAUCAGCUACUCUGUGGGUCUGCUGCUGCACAACCCUCAAACUGAAAAAUCACCUCCUUCCUGGAUCUAUGCCAGCAAGACUCUCGAACCGGCACAUCAUCCCCUCCCCAGGUCAGUGGCGGCACGACCCUCAACUGAAACAUCAGCUCCUUCCCGGGACUGCGGCUGCACGACCCCAAAACCGGAACAUCAGCUCCUCCCCGGGUCUGCAGCCGCAAGACCCCCAAACAGGAACAUCAGCUCCUCCCCGGGUCUGCGGCUGCAAUACUCCAAAACAGGAACAUCAGCUCCUCCCCAGGUAUGCGGCUGCAAGACGCCCAAACCGGAACAUCAGCUCCCCGCCGGGUCUCCAGCUGAACGGCCCUCAAACUGGAACAUCAGCUCCCCACCAGAUCUCCAGCUGCACAGCUCUCAAACAGGAACAUCAGCUCCCCACCGGGUCUCCAGCAGCACGGCCCUACAACUGCAACAUCAGCUUCCCCCCCGGGUCUCCAGCUGCACAGCCCUACAACUGGAACAUCAGCUCCCUCCCAGGUCUCCAGCUGCACGGCCCUCAAACUGGAACAUCAGCUCCCCGGCCCUCAAACUGCAACUGGAAUAUGAGCUCAACAUCAGGUCCUCUCCAGGUCUGCAGCUGCAAGACCCUCAAACCAGAACAUCAGCUCCUCGCCGGGUCUCCGGCUGCACGAUCUUCAAAGCAGAACAUCGGCUACACUCCGGGCCUGCGGCUGCAACACCCUCAAACCAGAACAUCAGCUCCUCGCCGGGUCUGCGGCUGCACGACCAUCAAACCGGAACAUCAGCUCCUCCCCGGGGUCUGCGGCUGCACAACCCUCAAAGCAGAACAUCAGCUACUCGCCGGGUCUGCGGCUGCACCACCCUCAAACCAGAACAUCAGCUCCUCCCCUGGUCCGCUGCUGCAAGACCCCCAAACCAGAACAUCAGCUCCUCCCGGGGUAUGCGGCUGCAGGACCCUCAAACCGGAACAUCAGCCCCUCCCCGGGUCAUGGGCUGCACGACACUCAAACCGAACAUCAGCUCCUUCCUGGGUCUGCAGCUGCACGACUCUCAAACUGUAACAUCAGCUCUUCCCCGGGUCUGUGGCUGCACGACCCUCAAAUUGGAACAUCAGUGCCUCCCGGGGUCUGCAGCUGCAAGACCCUCAAACCGGAACAUCAACUCCUCGCCGGGUCCGCGGCUGCAAACCCUCAA
Symphalangus syndactylus (siamang) is the source of this 1878-nucleotide messenger RNA. RefSeq lists its product as uncharacterized. The record is from RefSeq and is a predicted model, not a curated record. NCBI's taxonomy places the organism in Eukaryota, Metazoa, Chordata, Mammalia, Primates, Hylobatidae.